AUGUUUUUUUGCCAAAUUCUUGCUAGCCCCAUAAUGGCAAUUAUUGAAAAAUCUUCUACAGAAUCAAUUAAAACAGUUGAAGAGACAUAUGAUAACUAUAUUAUAGUAUUUCGUGAGUCUGUUGACUAUAUAAAAGCUCAAAUGCACUAUUUGUGGGUUGAUAGUCUUCAUUUAAAAUUAUUUCAAGGAUAUGGACAAAAAAUAUUAGGAACUAGUAAUGAAAAUAUUAAGACACAUCAGUGGUUAAAUCAUGAGUAUGAAAUUUCUAACAGACUUAGAGGGUAUUCUGGGAGAUUUCCUGAUGAAAUUAUUGAAUUGAUUCGUAAACAUGAUGAUGUUGCAUUUGUUGAAAAAGAUCAAAUUGUUCAUACAAUGAUGAUACAAAAAAAUGCUGAAUGGGGAUUGGCACGCGUUUCUCAUAAAGAUAUGCUUAAUUUUUCAACUUUUAGUGAAUACGAUUUUGAUUCUUCCUCUGGUCAAGGUGUCACAGUUUAUAUAAUUGAUACGGGAAUUAAUAUAGAACAUAGUGAUUUUUGUGGUCGUGCAAAAUGGGGAAUAACUAUUCCUCAGAAUACUCUUGAUGUUGAUGAUAAUGGACAUGGUACUCAUGUUGCUGGUAUUGUUGCUGGUUCAAAAUACGGUGUAGCAAAAAAUGCUAUUGUUGUUGCUGUAAAGGUUCUUAAAGGUGAUGGGUCUGGACUUUUAAGUGAUGUUAUAAAAGGUAUUGAAUGGGCUGUUGGAAUGUAUUUGAAAGAUAUUGAGGCUCUUACAAAUAAUACAUCAUUUAAAGGUUCUGUUGCUAAUUUGUCUUUGGGUGGUGCAAAAAGUAGAAUUUUAGAUUAUUUUAUAGACAUUUCUGUGAAUUUAGGUUUACACUUUACUGUAGCAGCUGGUAAUGACAAUGAUGAUGCAUGUAAUUACUCUCCUGCUUCUUCCGAAAAUGCUAUUACUGUUGGUGCUGUUACCAUUUUAGAUAAUAAAGCGCAGUUUUCUAAUUAUGGGAAAUGUGUUGAUAUUUUUGCUCCUGGGCAAAAUAUUAUUUCGACAUGGAUUGGUAGUAGUUUAGCAACCAUGUCUCUUUCUGGGACAUCUAUGGCAUCUCCACAUGUAUGUGGAUUAGUUGCAUAUUUCUUAUCUUUGGUUUUUAAAGAUUCUAAAUAUGACGUUUUUUUUACCUCUGAUAUGCUUAAGAAAAUGAUUUAUGAUUUGGGAAAUAAAGAUGUAUUACAUAAUAUUCCUCAAUCAACAAAAAAUCUUCUUGCUUAUAAUGGUUUUGGCCAUAGAGAUAACUAUUUUAAUAAAAUUAAAAAUAAUAUGAUUACUAUAUAA
Pneumocystis jirovecii RU7 is the source of this 1329-nucleotide messenger RNA. RefSeq lists its product as uncharacterized. Bases 1 to 1329 code for a protein of 442 amino acids. Gene Ontology annotation, molecular function: serine-type endopeptidase activity. NCBI's taxonomy places the organism in Eukaryota, Fungi, Ascomycota, Pneumocystomycetes, Pneumocystales, Pneumocystaceae. The record is from RefSeq and is a predicted model, not a curated record. Gene Ontology annotation, biological process: proteolysis. The transcript has 5 exons.